Schistosoma guineensis is the source of this 1340-nucleotide messenger RNA. The record is from the annotation of a GenBank genome assembly. NCBI's taxonomy places the organism in Eukaryota, Metazoa, Platyhelminthes, Trematoda, Strigeidida, Schistosomatidae.
UUUUACUCUCUUAGUACUAUUAUACAAUGAAAUGAAUAGUCAUUUAAAUCAAGCAGUUUAGACUACAUUCCUUCUCGUCAAGUCUACUUUUUCUAGUGUUAAAUAAUUUAACCAAAAGAUUGGUUCAAUAUUGUUAUUUGUGCAAGAAUAUUAAUAUAAAUGUCUAUAUUUAAAAGGUAUAUCAUUAAAACUGUAGUGGCUAUUGUAAAGAAGUAUACAAAAUUAGUGACAUAUUUGGAAAACAAAUGGGAAGGUAAACAUGCUUCAUCAUUUCAUAAUUAUAAAUUAUUUAAAAGUGGUGUCCACUCGACGUUGAUAGAUUUGGGUGACCUCAGUCAGUUAUGGAUAGAUAUUACUUGUCGUUCUCAGUCAAUCAUAGAAAUCCUACCGACUCUUAGUAGACAUCAGGUGUAUGUCCUACGUCAGGUGCCUAAAGAUUUGGUGAGGAUUUUGCCUGUAAUGCUUCUUGCUCCAUUACCAGGAACAAUACUAAUUUUACCAAUCUUUUUUGCUUUUCCUCGUAUUUUUCUGUCACGAGCAUUUUGGACACCAGAACAAUGUAAAUCUAUCGAUGCAAAAUGUUUGAAAGACCGAUUUGACUAUAAUACUCAAUCUUUAUUAAAGUCUAAGCUCUUGACAAUAAUUUAUUCGUCCCCAUGUUCUAUGAAUUAUUCUCAACCUAUUUUGAAGUCUUUAAGAAAGUUAGCUAGUGCGUUAAGUCAGGUUUCAAUAUUAGAACCAAUUUCAAUCGAACAAAUUCGUGAUUUAGUACCUGCUUUCAAGGGUCCAUUAUCUUUAGAACAAUUGGAUACAAGUCAUUUAGCGGCUUUAUGUCGAUUACACGGUCUCUCUAUAUAUUCAUAUAUUUGGAUGAUGAAUACAUUAUUAUGGAGUGAUUUAUUCAAGAGAAAAUCCAUUCUAAAAACAUCUCGUAUACUUGUAUUAAAGAAACAUUCAUAUUUCUUAUAUGUUGAAGAUCAAUGUAUGCAAAAAGAUAAGUUAUUCAAUGAUAAUUCUUUAUCGAUUUUACAAAAUUCUGAAUUGAAACAACUUUGUUUACUACGAGGAAUUAAUCCGUACUUAUUAAAUCAUAAAGAUUUGGAGGAAAAAUUACAGUAUUGGAUUUCAGCGUCAACCGUUGCUUCAGAAACGGACUUCAGUUUUCGUUUACAUCUUCCCUUAUUAUUGUGUUUCAAUAAUAUUGAUAUUAAUAAUAAUAAUAGUAUUGAUAAAUAUUAAUUCACAGUUGGUAUACUAAACAGAUCAAUUGUAGAUCUUUUUAUAUUUUUAUAUGACUUAUUAUUAUUAAUAAAGUCAUAUUAUACCUAUUGUGCUGUUAA